Messenger RNA from Meloidogyne enterolobii, 678 nucleotides. NCBI's taxonomy places the organism in Eukaryota, Metazoa, Nematoda, Chromadorea, Rhabditida, Meloidogynidae. The record is from the annotation of a GenBank genome assembly.
AUAGCACCAACUUCAAAGCCCUCAACUAGCACAACAACUAGAAAAACUUUAGCUCCCCGCUUUCCUGUUGAUCCUAAUGAUCCGACUUUGUAUGCCGUUAGACCAACGACACCAAUGAACGGCGCUUCUCAAUACGGAAAUACUCCUACUACAAUGGUUACUUCUACCUCAAACAAUCAAUUAGGCAAUGAUAAAAAAUUUUUGAUUGGAGUCGGAUCACUUAGUAUUGUUGUUAUGCUUGGUGCCAUAUUACUCUGUGUCUUUUUUAAACGCCCUCAUCAGAUUUGUGCUCAAAUGGCAGCAGCAGCUGGAGGAGGUCAAGGAGGGACUAUUGGACAAUCUUCGACUAAUGGCCCAAAAUCUGGAUAUACACCGAUUCCUCCUAAUGAAUUUUCUCCUCAAGUUCAACACCAUCAAAUGAGAGAAUUCGAAAGUAAUAAUAAUGGAGUUGGUGCUCGCGUUGGAACUCUUGUGGGUUCAACUCAAAGUUUAUUACGUAAUGGAAGUGGAACAAUGGGGAAUGGAAACAGCGCUUCUGCUGUUGGAUUUACUGAUAGAUCAGGGGCAAGAUUUACAACAAUAUUAGCUCAAGGGAAUGGAGGAACUCCACGAGAAACAAUUGCAAUUUCAAGAGAAGCUCAACAACCUAAAAGAGAAUUUAAAGAGUGGUAUGUCUAG